Lathyrus sativus (Indian pea) is the source of this 717-nucleotide messenger RNA. Lineage: Eukaryota; Viridiplantae; Streptophyta; Magnoliopsida; Fabales; Fabaceae. The record is from the annotation of a GenBank genome assembly.
AUGCAUCGUGUAGGACCGACAAAUUUUGCUAGAAUUCGUGCAAAAGUGCGGGAAAACAAGGAUGGGCAAGAAGUCACUCAAGCUGAGAUGUUUAUUGAAACUCAAAAAAGUCACAAGGGAAAACAAGUGGAUGAGGAAACCCAGUUUGUGAUUGAUAAACUUCAAGAAUCUAUUGAAACUUCAACUGAAGCUGGAACACAAACAUUUCAAUCACUACUUGGAAAAGAAAAACCCGGUAGAGUGAGAUGUUAUGGAAGAACUGUUACACCAUCAUUGUUGGAAAAAAAAGAAGAAAUUUCUUUAAUAAAAAUGCAAUAUGAUGGUAAAAUUUCUGACAUGACACAAAAGAUGGGAGCAAUGGAGGCACUUUUGAAAAGCAUGUAUAUGCAAGAAAAUCCACAUUUAAGUGAAGAGGAAGUAAACGGUAAGAUGAGAGAAGCCUUGCACAAUGAUAAUAUUCUAACACCGCGCUCAUCGACAUUAACCUAUGCUCCUGCUCAUCAAAAGGUUAGAAAUGAAGAUGAUCCUCAAGAUGAACAAGAUGACGUUCUCCAAGAUGACGACGAUCUUCAAGAUGAUGACGAUCUUCAUUUUGAUAUUGAUGAUGAUCUCCAAUAUGAUCAAGAUGACGAUCUUCAACAUGAUCAAGUUGACGGUUCUCAAGAUGAUGAUUCUCAUGAUCCUCAGUACAAUGAAUAUGAUGAAGACCUUCACUGA